Molecule: messenger RNA, 662 nt
Organism: Sinocyclocheilus grahami
Lineage: Eukaryota; Metazoa; Chordata; Actinopteri; Cypriniformes; Cyprinidae
Product: aquaporin-7-like
Exons: 5
Biological process (GO): water transport; glycerol transmembrane transport
Cellular component (GO): plasma membrane; basolateral plasma membrane
Molecular function (GO): water channel activity; glycerol channel activity; urea transmembrane transporter activity
Source: RefSeq, a predicted model, not a curated record
AUGGCCUCUAUACACGCCCAACUAAAAUCAAUACUUCAUGUCAAUGUAUUUAUUUAUUUGGUGUUUGGGCUUGGCACUGUUGCACAAGUGGUCACAGGAAAUGGUGUUUUUGGAGAGUAUUUCAGCAUAAAUGUAGGCUUUGGGCUGAGUGUGGCUAUGGGUGUGCACGUUGGUGGAAAAGUGUCAGGAGCUCAUAUGAAUGCAGCUGUUUCAUUCACAAUGUGCGUGUUUGGCCGUUUGCGCUGGAAGAUGUUCCCACUGUAUGUUUUUGCCCAGUUUCUGGGUUCCUUCCUUGCUGCUGGGACCAUUUUUUUACUUUAUUAUGAUGCUAUACAUCAUUACUGUGGGGGCAAUUUCACUGUGUCGGGCCCCAAAGCAACAGCUGGGAUCUUCGCUACAUAUCCAGCACCUUUCAUCUCAAUCUACACUGGAUUCUUUGAUCAGGUUCUGGGCACUGCCAUGCUGUUGCUGUGUCUGAUGGCUCUGGCAGACCAGAGAAACCAGCCGGUCGUGCCUAGAGGUGAGCCUGUGGGUGUGGGGCUCCUGGUGCUCCUCAUUGGUGUCUCUCUGGGAAGCAACAGCGGCUAUGCCAUCAAUCCAACACGAGAUCUGGGGCCGAGAGUCUUCACACUGAUGGCAGGUUGGGGCAUGGAUGUUUUCAG